ACCAGAGCUAGCUAUCAGUGUUGCAAUAUCACAAGAUAGCUGGAUUUCCCCAUAUACAUCAAUGUUGGUAGUUGUGGCCAUGGACUGAUCAACCCAAUCAAGCUGAGUGAAACGGUCCAACAAGCUUUACGCGUGCAAAGAUGUUCGGUCGAUCUAGUAGUUGGGUUGGACGACAGGCGAAAUCCAAAAACAUCCAUUCACUGGACCAUUUGAAGUACAUGUACCAUGUCCUCACAAAAAACACUACAGUAACGGAUCACAACAGAAACCUUUUAGUAGAAACUAUUCGCUCCAUCACAGAAAUCCUUAUUUGGGGGGAUCAAAAUGACAGCUCCGUAUUUGAUUUCUUUUUGGAGAAGAAUAUGUUUGCCUUCUUUCUCAACAUCUUGCGUCAGAAGUCUGGACGAUAUGUCUGUGUCCAGCUUCUACAGACGCUCAACAUACUUUUUGAAAAUAUAAGCCAUGAGACAUCACUUUAUUACUUACUUUCCAAUAAUCAUGUGAAUUCAAUAAUUGUCCACAAGUUUGACUUCUCGGAUGAAGAGAUCAUGGCCUACUACAUUUCCUUCUUGAAGACCUUGUCCCUGAAGUUAAAUAAUCAUACAGUGCAUUUUUUCUACAACGAGCACACUAAUGAUUUUGCCCUGUACACGGAGGCCAUUAAGUUUUUCAACCACCCAGAGAGCAUGGUCAGGAUCGCGGUCCGGACUAUCACUCUCAAUGUGUACAAAGUGUCAUUGGACAACCAGCACAUGCUCCACUACAUUCGAGACAAGACCGCUGUUCCCUACUUCUCGAACCUCGUCUGGUUCAUCGGGAGUCACGUCAUCGAGCUGGACAAAUGUGUGCAGACGGAUGAAGAGCACAAGAACCGAGGGAAGCUGAGCGACCUGGUUGCCGAGCACUUGGACCACUUGCAUUACCUGAACGACAUCCUCACCAUAAACUGCGAGUUCCUCAACGAAGUGCUUACCGACCACCUGCUCAACCGCCUCUUCCUUCCCCUCUACGUCUACUCCCUGGUCGGUCAGGAACAGGUGAGACCUCCCCACCCCCGUUUGUUCAUUGUAUUGCAGACCCCCACAUUCCAUCAAGCACCCACACAUGCAUAAGCCUCAUGGGGGCAAUUGUUGUCGUUAGCUUAGCCGCAGUU
Messenger RNA from Clupea harengus (Atlantic herring), 1153 nucleotides. It is a transcript of the gene clec16a, whose product is annotated as protein CLEC16A-like. The coding region runs from base 141 to 1112 and encodes 323 amino acids. Gene Ontology annotation, biological process: regulation of autophagosome maturation; vacuolar transport; endosomal transport. The record is from RefSeq and is a predicted model, not a curated record. Gene Ontology annotation, cellular component: late endosome; Golgi apparatus. NCBI's taxonomy places the organism in Eukaryota, Metazoa, Chordata, Actinopteri, Clupeiformes, Clupeidae. The transcript has 8 exons.